CUUAUAUUUUCCUUUUACUUUUCCGAAACAGCUUUUUCAUAUUUUUCGUAUUUUAUUUUAAUUUGGGCCAUUUGACUUUCUUUUUUUAGCACAACACACAACCACAAUGGACCAUCCAAUUUCCUUCUUUUCACUCCCAGACGCCGCUCCCGCACAAAGGCCGCAACCAACCGACAGCUUCCUAGCCGCCCACAUCCACGUGCCCAGCGAGGUGCAGCAACAGACACAGGCGCAGGUCCAGCAGGCUCAGGUGCAGCAGAAUCACAAAAACAAAGACAAAGAUAAUGAGCACCCCAAGCCAGCACCAAUGCCAAAGUCAAAGCCAAUCGCUGAUGCCUCAGUAGACCAGAUCCACCCGCUGAUCCGCAACCGACGCCUUGAAACCCCCGAGGAGAUCGCCGCCUGGAUAGCCGAGCGCAAGGCCAAAUACCCGACCGAAGCCAACAUCCGCCGAAAAGCCCAGGAACAAGAGCAAACCCAGGAGCCGGCCAAACAGCCCAACAAGCGCAAGCACGAAGACACCAGCGCCAAUCCGCUUGCGUCGCUCUUGUCCGCCUACGCAAGCAGUCAAGAAGAAGAAGAAGAAGAGGAGGAGGAGGACAGCGAUAGUGGCAGCGAUGCUCCUGAAAUCGCUCCUGCGAAGCUCUAUGCUUCUAAGCAAAUACCCUUCCGCCCCUCGACUAUCGCACCCGAGGCUGAUCGGCGCAGCCUCCGGGUAUGCAAGUACUUUACAAUGGGCCGGUGCACCAAAGGCCCCCGCUGCCCAUUCCUGCACCCUGAGUCCAUCCAGAAAAAACAGCAGCAGCAGCAGCAGCAAGCGCAAAGCGAGCCAGACGAAGGGCCCACGUUAAAGUCCUCACUCCUGCAGAUGCUCCUGGCCAAAGACAUUGCCCGAGAGAACUACCGUGUCCUCCAGUGUAUUGAGUAUAUCUGUGACAAGUCGUUUCUAGGAGUGCCUGUAGAAUACGCGCUGCUGUAUCAAUAGAAAAAUUUUGCUCAUUCUCAAAAAUUGUACACCGGUAGGAUUCGGCUGGUCUUUAGCGGCUGCCGGCACAAUGGGCAAUCAGAGUGCGCCUGGCACCA
Messenger RNA from Kickxella alabastrina, 1083 nucleotides. RefSeq lists its product as uncharacterized. Lineage: Eukaryota; Fungi; Kickxellomycota; Kickxellomycetes; Kickxellales; Kickxellaceae. The coding region runs from base 107 to 985 and encodes 292 amino acids. Gene Ontology annotation, molecular function: metal ion binding; RNA binding. Gene Ontology annotation, cellular component: nucleus. Gene Ontology annotation, biological process: box C/D snoRNP assembly. The record is from RefSeq and is a predicted model, not a curated record. The transcript has a single exon.